AGCUGAUUUCACUCAGUCUAAAUGAGUAUACUUGAUGCUUAGCCAUGACUGUGUUUUUCUUUAAGGGACAAGUUUUUUGUUUUUGUUCUUAAUACAAACUGUCGUGUUGAGGGUUGACUUUCAGCAGAUCGCAGCAAGGGAGCCGCUCUAUAAUCUGACCUAAAGGGACAAGAUUUUUUUGUCGUUUAAUUAACAUCAUAGCCACUAGAUGCCAGUAGUAUCCUCAAGUGUGACAAUCACAAAUGUCUCCAGACUUUCCAAAUAUCCCCUCAGGGGCAGAGUUGCCCGCAGUUGAGAACCACUGAUCUUACCAAAGGCAAAAGGAAGGCUUAUUAUCAAGACCUCCACGUGCUCUUGGAAACUUCACUAAAUUAUUAGUAACUACCCUUCUGAUAACUUGAGAAAUGUGUCAGAAUCUCGGAGAAGAAGGAUGUACAGCUUGCAAAAAAUGAAUCAUUGUAGUCGAUCACUUUCCAGUUUUCAACCACUCAUUUGUGAUAAUCAAGGGACACGGUGUUGUGGUUUCGGAACUGCCUGCUCAGAAUAGGAACAUACUUGGGAUUUUGUAUUAGAAGACAUGGAUCUUGCUGCUAAUGAGCUCAGCAUUUAUGACAAACUUUCAGAGACUGUUGAUUUGGUAAGACAGACGGGCCAUCAGUGUGGCAUGUCAGAGAAAGCAAUUGAAAAAUUUAUCAGACAGCUGCUGGAAAAGAAUGAACCUCAGAGGGGGCCACCCCAGUAUCCCCUCCUUCUAGCUGUGUACAAGGUCCUCGUAACCCUGGGAUUAAUCUUGCUCACUGCCUACUUUGUGAUUCAACCUUUCAGCCCAUUACCACCUGAACCAGUGCUUUCUGGAGCUCAUACCUGGCGCUCACUCAUCCAUCACAUCCGGCUGAUGUCUUUGCCCAUUACCAAGAAGUAUAUGCCAGAAAAUAAGGGAGUUCCUCUGCAUGGGGGUGAUGCAGACAGACCCUUUCCAGACUUUGACCCCUGGUGGACAAAUGACUGUGAGCAGAAUGAGUCGGACCCCAUCCCUGCCAACUGCACCGGCUGUGCCCAGAAAUUACCCCUCAAGGUGAUGCUCCUGGAAGAUACCCCAAGGAAAUUUGAGAGACUCCAUCCUCUGGUGAUCAAGACCGGACAACCCCUGUCAUCUGAGGGGCUUCAGCGUUUUUUGUGCCAGUACCCUGAGGUGACAGAAGGCUUCACCGAAGGGUUUUUCACCAAGUGGUGGCGCUGCUUUCCUGAACGGUGGUUCCCGUUUCCUUACCCAUGGAGAAGACCUCUGAACAGAUCACACCUUUUACAUGAGCUUUUUCCUGUGUUCACCUACCUGCCGUUUCCAAAAGAAGCCUCCUUGAAAAAGUGCUUCCUUCUUCAACCAGAACCUAUUGUGGGGAGUAAGAUGCAUAGGAUGCAUGACCUGUUUACCAUUGGCAGCGGCGAGGCCAUGUUGCAACUUAUCCCUCCCUUCCAGUGCCGAAGACAUUGCCAGUCCAUGGCGAUGCCACUAGAGCCAGGGGAUAUUGGCUGUGCUGGCGCCACCCACUGGAAGGUCUACGUUAUAGCCAGAGGGGUCCAGCCUUUGGUCAUUUGUGAUGGAACCACCCUCUCAGAACUGUAGGAAGCAGAACUAAAGGAACAGGUUUGAGAGCUGAAGACCGGAUCGAAAGGGGGAAAAUAAAAACAAAAAACGAUGAAACCACUUUCCAGGGGUUGGUUGCUUAGUUACCUGCCCUGUGCAUGCGUGUGUGAGCCAGUUGUGUGCUGGAGGCAAAGGCCAGAGCCCAGCCCUCCCAACUCUUCCAGCCCAGCUGCUUGGCCAGGACUUUGCCCAUACCCAUCUGUGAGAGACUGGCCUCUUCCAGGCCUUUUGGCACCGAAACCUUGAGGCUGCCCUUCAGGCAGGGGGCACGGUUGAUACCUUCCCUCACUGGCAUGACAUGAUCCCCUCUGCUGGCUCCCUGGCCACGAGAGGGCAGUCACCAGGUCCUGACUUUAGAGCCAUCCUCUACCAGGUGGGCCUGCCUGUCCUCUCUUCCUGGUCACACCACCCUGUACUUUUUUUGGAAAGCCAUGGAUGAUUAAAGAAGUCAUUGCAGUUUCCCAAGCAGAGUGGAAUCUAGAACCAGUGAAAAAGGUUCACUCAAACUGCACUCAAGAAGUGCACUUCUUUCCCAGUGUCCAUGGCUCUUGGAGUAUCAGCGAUGCCAGGUCGGAGUCUGAUUGUAAUUGAAAUGGUAAUUCCUAAGGUAAUACUUGUCUCCAGUCUAUCAGUUCUUAUGCCUCUCCCCUCCCUCCCCUUCUCCCUUGCCUAUCUGGAUGGCUUCUCAGAAGUUGGGCUCCUGGUCCCCCUCCCUUGGAUGGGCCAGCGCCCUUUACUGCUGAGGCAGCACUGCUCUUGUCAACUAUGUUGCUUUUAUCAAAUGUCUUCGGAGGGGAAGACGGUGCCUCCCCGGGUUUGAUCUUUAGUGUCCAGCAUUCUGCAGGAAAGAUGUUUUACAGACGUGUCAAGCUGAUGUUGUAAUGUGGUUGGGGAAGGAACUCCAGACCCAAAGUGUUGGCCAGCUGGGCGUACGACUGUGUGACCCUCUGUCUUGAAAUGAUUUCUCUCUGUACUGGGAGCCAAGGUGAGGUGUUUUUAUUUUUUGUGAAAAUAUAAAAUUAUGUUCUUUUGAUUGGA
Messenger RNA from Balaenoptera acutorostrata (minke whale), 2683 nucleotides. RefSeq names its product chromosome 10 C6orf89 homolog (gene C10H6orf89). Gene Ontology annotation, cellular component: nucleolus; Golgi membrane. The transcript has 9 exons. Bases 578 to 1624 code for a protein of 348 amino acids. The record is from RefSeq and is a predicted model, not a curated record. NCBI's taxonomy places the organism in Eukaryota, Metazoa, Chordata, Mammalia, Artiodactyla, Balaenopteridae.